Messenger RNA from Dentiscutata heterogama, 1005 nucleotides. The record is from the annotation of a GenBank genome assembly. Lineage: Eukaryota; Fungi; Glomeromycota; Glomeromycetes; Diversisporales; Gigasporaceae.
UUGGAACUAUCAACGAACAAGAAAAUCCUCCACUCAGAAGGACACCGAGAAAAAAUAAAUAGAGUAAUUUACGCCGAAAACUCAAAUAAAGUGAAUAAUACCAGCAAGCGAACCUACAAAGAAAUAUCAGAUGAAGAUCCUGAAGUACACGACAACGAAGAUGACUGCGAAGAUGACUACGAAGAUGACGACGAGAAUGAAGAUGAGGAUGUCGACGAAGAUGACGACGAGAAUAAAGGCGAAGAUGACAACAAAGACAAGAAGGCCAAGGAGAGAAAGAAGUUGGAGAAAAAAUUUGUUGAAGACGUCUUAUAUGAUUGGGCAGUGACCCACCGUUCUGAAACACUUGCACACUCAUUUAUAUUAGAUACUGAUUGUCAGGAAGUUAUGGAUUUGUUUAGUCCUGAGGAAAAGGAGACAAUUUUAAAUACUAAUAAAAAGUCUUUUCCGGCCGUACAAGAUGAUAUCAAAAAAUAUGUCAUGAAAUAUUACAAGAAGAAUGUCGACGAUCUUCGAGAAACCGUCAUGGAACCAUAUUUGAAAAAUGGGGAGACCUAUAAUUCAAAAUUACAUUAUGAUUUGGAGUGGAUUCACUUAGUGUUCAAUAAAUUUGUUAUUGAAUGGGAGCAAGGUGUGAAUGCGUUAGCAGAGGAUAAUUUAGAAGCAUGGAUUGUAAGUCAUGUAUGGACUUUUAUUGUUGAUAUGGCAUUAAAGGACAUUGAAGAAAAUGGAAUUAGAUAUGUUUUGAUAGUAAAAGAAAACACUAAACUUAAAGCUAGAGUUGCGAAAUUAGAACAAAACCAGUCUCAAAAUGACGAAGAAAAGAGCAACUCUAAUGUAUUACGAAGUAAUGAUGCUUCUGUAUCUAAAUCAGAUGAUGAUACCAGGGGAAUCGAACAAUCUACGGUUAAAACCAUCUCCACCAAAAUGGAAAAUUCUAACGAUACCCCCGAACUGAUGGACUUACAAACUAAGGAUGCUCCGGCAUCUGAUAUAACUAAUAAC